This is a messenger RNA of Oryctolagus cuniculus (rabbit), 2427 nucleotides long. NCBI's taxonomy places the organism in Eukaryota, Metazoa, Chordata, Mammalia, Lagomorpha, Leporidae. The record is from RefSeq and is a predicted model, not a curated record.
UCUUCCUAAAUGCACAUUAAGAUCACAGCAAUCAAAGUUCUAUUUUUAGAUAAAACCCUGGUGAAACCUUCACAGGUAUGUCUAACCACACCACCUUUGCUAGCGUUUGUUACUAGAGGAGAACGAACGCCUCGGUUCUCUGGGCCAUCACACUGGAGGGGCAGGUGUGCGGGGACCCAGCCCGGGCCGGGGCGGCGCGCAGCGGGCAGCCUCCGGGCGCCGCGGGAAUCCCGCUCCAGGGUCUCGCGAGAACAGCGCCCGCGGACGGCUUCCCGCCCAACGGCCGCGCCGUCAGUUCCCGCUCGGCGCCCGGCCCCGACGCCAUGCUCCGCCUGCUGCUGCUGCUGGCCGGGCUCCGUGGCUGCCCAGCGCCGAGGCCCGGAACAUAUAUCCUAUAGUAUUCCAAUUGAUGAGAAACUGUAUACUGUGCACCUUAAGCAAAGAUAUUUUUUGGCAGAUAAUUUUAUGGUUUAUUUGUAUAAUCAAAAAUCUGUGAGUACUCAUUCUACAGAUAUUAAGCCUCACUGUUACUAUCAAGGAUAUAUUGAAGGAUAUCCAAAUUCCAUUGUCACACUCAGCACGUGCUCUGGACUCAGAGGAGUACUGCAAUUUGAAAAUGUUUCUUAUGGAAUUGAGCCUCUGGAAUCUACAGUUCAAUUUCAGCAUCUUCUAUAUAAAUUAGGAAAUAGAAAUAAGGAAUUUUCAAGUUUCAACAAUGAUACUAAAAUCAUAGAAAAACACUCAAAGGACUACAUCAUUUAUAUAGGUGAAAAACCAAUACUGCCUGUUCCAGAUGUAUUUCCUCUUUAUCUAGAAAUGUACAUUGUGGUGGACAAAGCUUUGGAUGAAUACCUGGGCUCUGAUAGCACAACAGUAACAAAUAAAAUCAUUGAAGUUUUUGGCCUUGUAAAUUCAAUGUUUACCCAAUUUAAAGUCACUGUUGUGCUGUCAUCAUUAGAAUUGUGGUCAGAUGAAAAUAAAAUUUCUACCAUUGGUGAGGCAGAUGAAUUAUUGCACAUAUUUUUAAAGUGGAAACAUUUUUAUCUUACCUUAAGGCCUCAUGAUGUUGCAUAUCUAUUCAUUUAUAGGGAUUAUCCAGAUUAUGUGGGUGCAGUGUUUCCUGGAAAGAUAUGUGCUCCUCAUUAUUCUGCAGGAAUUGCAGUGUAUCCCAAGGAGAUGACUUUGGAGGCGUUUUCAGUUGUUGUCUCCCAGAUGCUGGCACUCAGUCUGGGGAUAUCAUAUGAUGAUCCAAAGAAAUGUCACUGCUCAGAAACCAUCUGUAUAAUGAAUCCACAAGCUAUGACAUCCAGUGGUGCAAAGACUUUUAGCAAUUGCAGUUUGAGUGACUUUGAAAGUUUCAUUUCAAAUCAGCAUGCCAGCUGUCUUCAGAAUAAACCACAAAUGCAGAGUCAAAGGAGAGCAGUCUGUGGCAAUGGCAGAGUAGAGACCGGUGAAGUCUGUGACUGUGGUUCUGAGGAAAGAACAGAUACAUGUUUAAAUACAAGUCAAUUUCUAACUUUGACAGGUUCAAAAAAUGCUCCAUUUGCCUGCUAUGAAGAAAUACAGUCUCAAACAGAUAGUUUUGGGAACUGCGGUAAAGACAGGAACAAAUAUACACCCUGCGGAUGGAGGAAUCUUAUAUGUGGACGAUUAAUUUGUACCUACCCUUCUCGAACUCCUUUCUAUCAAGCAAAUGGUGCUGUGAUUUAUGCUUACGUACGAGAUAAUAUAUGUGUGACGAUACACUACAAAUUGGCUGGUUCAGCGCCAGAUCCACUGGAGGUCAAAAACGGCUCUGAAUGUGAUACAGGGAGGAUUUGUAUAAAUCGUUUAUGUGUAGAAUCAAGAACACUUAAAAGUCAAUCAUAUACUUGUCGACAACAGUGCCAUGGAAAUGGAGUGUGCAAUUCCAAAGGGGCAUGCCAUUGUGCUCAAGGGUUCCUACCUCCAAAUUGCCAACGGCGUGCCAGAGGAUUACGUUUAUUGCCUGAGGAAAAGGGUUUAAAUCAGGAAGAAGUAUUUUUGAAUGCUGAAAAGCAUUGGCUUCUAGGUUUCUAUGUUGGUUUUCCUAUUCUCAUUGUAGCCACUGCAAUAAUUGUGGCAUGGAAUAAAUUGAAAAAGCGGCCCACCAAGGAAGAGGAAUCCCGAAGUAACGAGUCAAGAUUAGAAGGUAGCACUCACACAUAUGCCAGCAAAUCAGAAAGCAGCAGCCAUGCUGUUACCAGCAAAUCCACGUCAGAAGAUAGUACUCAAGCAGAAACCAGCAGAUCAGACUCACAGGAAAGCACCCAAUCAACAAGUAGUAGUAGUAACUAGUAAUUCCUUCAAAAGACAACGGAAAUGUCAAGGGUUUCAAUGAGAAAUGAAAAUCCUGCCUUUUGUCACCCGAUCGCAGCUAAAGGAAACAAUAAACCGAGUGUGGACCAA